AAUGGUUUUUUUAGCACGACGACGCACGCGGAGCUUAAGUUAUUUAAUAGCAACAACAUCGUUUGCACAUAUAUCCAUAUAUAUCCGUAUAUAUCUAGCUUAUGUAGCUGCCUGUGUGUGUUGUUGUGUUUGGAGUGCGGAGUGCCGAGUGCCCAGUGUGUGUGUGUGCCAGUGAGCUAGUGAGCGGAUCUCUGACUGAUUUGUUAUUUUUGCAUAAAUCAAUUUCGAGAGCGAGCGCCCAUCAAUUUCCGUGCGCGCUGCCUGGAAAGAUAUCUGUUCUAGAUGAUGUCGCAUGCGCGUCCAAAUCGAGUUCGUGGCCUGAGUCUUUCGUUAAAUCAUUGAUCGCUGAGAGCUACGCCCCACCCUUCCUUCCAUGGCUCUGACCAAUUUCUCGCUGCCUUUCGGUGCCCUGGGCCAGCCAUGGGGUGUCACCUUGGCGCCCCAGCAUCCGAUCCAUCAGUUGGCCAGCAAUACAAAUAAUCUGCUGUACUCGCCGGCGGAUCAUCAGCAGCAGCAUCCCCAGCAGCAGCAGUCUCCGGCUGACAACAAUCCGGAGUUUUACAAGAACAAUCCCUAUGCUCCACCACAAUCUGUGGGGGGUUAUCAAUAUCAGAAUACUGGCGGUCGCCGGAAGCAGAAUAAUAAUGCUUAUUUGCCGCCCACGGCACCAAAUUCUGUCCGGAAUUCGGUUUAUCACAUCCAGCAGCAGGUGCAACAGGUCCAGCAGGUGCAGCAGGUCCAACAGCAGCAGCAGGAUCAGCAGGAAAACAGCGUAUCCUUCCAGAGUUCUAGCUCUAGAGCGAGCAGUGCCUCGGGCCAGAGCUCCAUUCAGCUGACAACGCAAACCCGAGGUCCAGCGGAGGGCUCCUACUCGCGGUUUCCGGGACAGCAGCCAGGACAACAACCGCAGCAGCAGCAGCAGCCACAGCAGAAGCAGUUCUUCAAUGCCCAUGGCAGUGCCAGUGCCACUUUCACCAAGAACACUGGCAGCUUUAGUAUUACCAGCUUUGGCAGCAGGCAACCGCAACAGCAGCAACCACCGCAACCGCAGCUCCAACAGCCACCACCUGCUCCACCCCCACCGCGGGAUACCCAGCGCUCUAGGCAGGCCAAGCCGGAGGCUCAACCUGCCCAGACCUAUGGCGUUGCUCCGCCCGAUAAUUAUCCAGAAAGGGCGCCGGGCUUUACGAGGGUUCAGGCCGGGCAGGGUUCCAGGACUCAGGUGCACGCAGUGCUCGACUAUGAUGUAGAGGAGGGCGAAGAGGAGGACGAGGAGGAGGAGGAUGGAGAGGAGGGCCAGUACUAUGAGGGUCAGGAGAAGGAUAAGGCGAAUAAUAACAAUCAGAUGCCAACGGUGACGCCCAUCCAGGGACCGAUCUACCUGAAGAACGGCACGGUGCCGGUGGUGCCUCUAUUUUCCUAUCCCAAGCUCAACAACGGAUCGUUUCUCCAGAUUCCGAUCUGGUGGACGGCUUUGUCGGUGGCUUUGGGCUUGGAUGUGAGGGGCGAUGUCAUCAAGGGAGUGCCAUGCAUUAAGCGAUAUCAUCAGCUGUUUUGUCCCACGGCCGGAAAUAGUUAUCCCAUUGAAAAAAUCGAACGUUUCAUAGACGACAACAAGGCUCUGAUGCGAAGGAUGUAUGGGGACUUCGAGAUGAAUAUGGAAGGACCUGGCGGCGGCGGAGGAGGAAGUCGUCAGCAGCAGGCCAAGGUGCGAAAGCGUCGGUUCAUCGAUGAACCGGAUAUAUUUAUACCGCCUGGAGCCUUUGCCGCCAAUGCUGGGGAAGCCCCAGUGGAAGCUGGCGAUAGUUACUUUGGCCAACUACGGAAAAAGCGACAAGCAGCCGCUGGAGGAAGUCGCAAUCGAGGCAAUGGAGCAGCAGCCGGAGGAGGUGGUGGCUCAAGUGGGAAUAGCAAUGCCAAUAGAACUCCUGCCGGCAAUGGGAAUGGAAAUUCUGGUACUGGAAGACUUGAUGCCUGCGAAUCGAAAAUAGAAAUUGUGACCCCAUAUUGGGCAUCGAAUUCGGCGGGAAAAAUCCGAGCCAUUGUGAAUACACAGCACUUUGAGCAAGCCAUCCAUCAGGAGGUGUGCAGUAAUACCCAAACCCCCCGUUGCGAGGGUGAAUGUGGUUGCGAGCAAAAAUACAAAUGGCAUCGAUUGCUCGCCUAUGAUCCCGAUAACGAUUGCAAGGGCAUUUUUAUGGAUUGGUUCCUGUUUCCUUCGUGCUGUGUCUGUAGAUGUAAUCCCUAGAUAUCGCCUCUCCUGACUCUGAGCAAUUAACAAUAUAAUAUAUAAUAUGAAGCAUAUCAUAUAUCAGUUGAUAAAUGUAAUUGAGACAAGUAUAAUCGUAGGUAGAAUGCCACUGAAUGUAUUUUAGUUGUUGUUAAGGUAGACCUUACGUAAAAACCUAAUUGGUAGCUCUAGUUAAGAUCGAUUCAGCAUAAAUUACCUAAGGUUUUAAUACGAGCCAUGUCCCUCCAUCAAAAUGCGAU
Messenger RNA from Drosophila kikkawai, 2490 nucleotides. RefSeq names its product Spaetzle domain-containing protein 3 (gene spz3). Gene Ontology annotation, molecular function: growth factor activity; Toll binding. The record is from RefSeq and is a predicted model, not a curated record. Gene Ontology annotation, cellular component: extracellular region. Gene Ontology annotation, biological process: innate immune response; central nervous system formation. NCBI's taxonomy places the organism in Eukaryota, Metazoa, Arthropoda, Insecta, Diptera, Drosophilidae.